Molecule: messenger RNA, 1723 nt
Organism: Corylus avellana
Lineage: Eukaryota; Viridiplantae; Streptophyta; Magnoliopsida; Fagales; Betulaceae
Source: RefSeq, a predicted model, not a curated record
CUCACCGUAAUAGGCCUCCCCUUCUUCAAUCUCGUUCUGUAGCCCUAAAACCCGAAAAACCCUAACACUGAAUCUCCCAUGGCGGACCAAGAGCUCGAUCCCUCCCCGCUCCUCCAUGUCUUUGCCUGCUCUCAACUUUUCUUGCCAUGGAACCCACCGACUCCUUGGUCACCUUGGCCAGUACUCCUCGACUCACUUUAGCACACUCAUAUAGGGUGCAUGUUAGCACACAACCGCGAUAAUAUUCCCCUUCCUUGUCCUCAAGUAAAUUGAAAUAACCGCUUAGGCCCAAAUUGCACGCACCAACACAUUUUAGCGUGACAUGGUGCAUUUUAGCAAAUUUUGGCACACGCAGCUAAAGUGCAUUGGAUUCAUGUUCAUUUUCUUAGUUUUAAUGGCUUAGAGUUGUAUGAAUGUGUUGGUUUGUUGAAUUGUAGGGUAUGCGGUGGAGGGUCGGUUACUGAGGGAGUGCAGAGGUUCAUUUGGGACCAUUUCCUAAGCAGAGGUAUCCUUAAGGUCAUUUUGGUUUCUGUAUAUCAGGAACCUAAAAUGAUGAGUCUUGAUAUGCAGAAAGAACAACUGGAGAUCCAAAUAUGGUAAAAUGCAUUCAUCGGCCAUGGAAUCCGCAUCAGAAAAUGAGCUCCAAGACUUGAGGCCUGAUGUUGUACAUAAUAUAUGAUCCAGUAUGUCUCCCUCAUCUUGUUCGAGUACUUGCCAUUCUUUUGAACCAGAAUAAAUCAAUGGAUGGUAAAGUCAAUGGUAUUAAUCAAUGGAAUGCUGAUGACAACAGUGAUGGAUUUGAUAGUAAAGUCAAUGGAGCUAAUCAAGGGAAUCCUAAUGCUGAUUGUGAUGGAUUUGACAAAAAUCCCACUUCAAACUCUGGCUCAAGGGAGGGCCAUAUGGCUUAUAUUGCUUUUAUUAUUCGUAAUACUAAUACAUUUAAUCAAUUUCUCUCUCUUGUAGGCCAAGCUAACUUUACCAUCACAGACCUAACUGAAACACACAAGCUAAUGGUAAUACUAGUAAUAUUGGGGGUGCCGUGUCUUAGGUCAUUGUAGAUGGGAAGCUGGUCCAAAACCAAUAGAUGGCCUUUGGGCUCCAUGGUGGUAUAAGAGUGUAUAUAAAUCAACAGGUUUUUGCAAGCAAGAAACCAUUUCCUUUUCCUCUGUAUGACUUGCUGGAGCAAAGUCUACCUUUAUACAACAUGCUUAGGUGCCAUGUGAAGCAGACAUCAUGCCUUCUAAAGUCCCCUUUACCUCCUCCUGAUCUUCCAGUUCCUGCAAAUGAGAAGCUACUUGCAUGGGUUGGUGAUAAGAUUUUACCCUGUGACAGUGGAAAGAUAAAAAAAGCCAUCUUCUCAACUCUCAUUAGGUGUGGAAUGUUUGAUAAUGCACACAUCCGACUGUCUCUAACUUGUGGCAAGAAGGUUACUUCUGGCAUGAAUCCAGCAUUCAAUCUUUAUGGAUGCACUUUAAUUGGUAAGAAUGAAUUUCUAGUUCACUGCAAUUAUAGCAAAGGUUCUCCAAGAGACCAGGGAAGCCAACCACCCCAAAUGGUUUUUUGGGUAGGCAACAGCCUUGAAUUUUGAGAACCUGCUUCAGAAAACAUGGAGCGUCCAACCGAGGUUAUCUUCUAGGAUUCUUGCUGAAUUUUGAUUAAACUAUUUGUUCCGUUUGACACAAGUUUUUUAUGGAAUGUAUAUGGUUCUGUAUGGUUGGUAUGA